This is a messenger RNA of Haplochromis burtoni (Burton's mouthbrooder), 5320 nucleotides long. RefSeq names its product leucine rich repeat transmembrane neuronal 1 (gene lrrtm1). Gene Ontology annotation, molecular function: protein binding. Lineage: Eukaryota; Metazoa; Chordata; Actinopteri; Cichliformes; Cichlidae. The transcript has a single exon. The record is from RefSeq and is a predicted model, not a curated record. Bases 1306 to 2859 code for a protein of 517 amino acids.
GCCCAUUCUGGAUAUGUAAAUGUCUGAGGCACAGAGAAAAACACAGCAAGAAAAAAGCAGUGAGGGAAGAUGUGAGAGCGAAGAGGAGGAGGGGAGCAGCAUGAACAAGUGAGAGAGCGAUCAAGGGAAAGAGAGCAAGAGAGUGAGGGAAAGGGAGCGAGCACUCUGAAUUGUGAGUGGCUUACGACACUCAGUGAACAGAAGGUGCUUCUGCAUGCGCUGUCAGUGUACUGGUCUGCUGCAAGGGAUUGCGCGCUCCUUUGCUUCCCACAUUUACCGCCCCUGCCUGCCUACCAGCACCAGCCUUCAGCAGCCUCUUCCAGCUGGCUGAGAAGACACCCAGAGAGCAAGGGAGUAAACGAAACCUGCGAGCCACGGGGGAUGCGAGCGGCUACCGAACCAAUAUGAGCCACUCAGAUGACGAGGAAUACUGUUACACAAGAAAACAGUGAACAGGGUUCAUCUCUUUAUAUCCUGUUUUGUUUUUUUGUUUUUCCCUUGCGUCCGUCACUGAAAUCAUGAUUAAGUGCUUGAAUGGAUCUAAACCUUACAAGUCAGUGAUUUCUUCAAGCGAUGGACGAUAACACAUUUUGACAGAUCUUUUGAAACUUAAGCGGGAGGGAAAGGAGGAAAGAGCUGAAGACAGAUUAUUUUAAAAAAGAAAAAAAAAAGAUUCUUGCUUAUUUUUUUCUUUCGCUGGUUGUCUCUUCUUCCCUCUGAUCGUUGCAGCAGAGGACUGCGGAGGAGCAGGAGAGACAGAGCUCAUGCAGACAGGGGUACUUGCACUUCCUACCAUCUCGCUGAAAGCUACUUGGAUUCCUUCUCUUUCUGGCUCUUUCACUUGAAGAGAACUAAGACAUUGUAAGCCUGCCAAGGAUCUGGUGUCCACUGAAAAGAGAGAAGGGAGGGGGGGAGAAUUUGUACCACAGUGGGGUCUUUUUUAGAUUCGCACAUAAUUAGUGUUGGGGCACAAAGCGAGAUGCUGAAUGGAGAUUGUCAGCUUUUGAAUAGGGGUGAGUAGGAAUUUUUUCGAAUAAGAUUGAUCAGUGAGGACAGUUUGAUUUUCCAUCCCCUCUACUCUCCACCCACUGCUUGAUAUAUAACGUAAGGAAAGAGACUUUAUUUUUUUGGCAUUUUUUGGGACUUGAUAACAAAAAUACUAUCACUGUCUUCAGCUGACAUACAUAGAAUGAGACAGCUUGUUGAACGAGAUAGAUAUGAUGCGAUAAAUAUGAUCUGAUACGGGCAAAACCGAUAUCCAGAGUGGUUCAAUGGACAUUUUCUCCCUGACAUCCCUGGAUAUUUAUGCUAAUGGAUUUCCUUCUAAUUGGACUGUACUUAAAGUGGCCACUGAAGAAGCCCCCUGGGUUGAUACUGUGUUCAUUGGGCAUUUUUCUAAGAACAGUUCCCUUGGUAGAGGGGGUUUGUCCAAGGUUGUGCCGCUGCGACAGCAAGCUGCUGUACUGCGAGGGGCUCAACCUCACAGACAUUCCCCGCAAUCUGAGCAGUGCCAUGGGCCUGUCCAUGAGAGAGAACAACUUAACGGAGCUGCGUGAAGGCCAACUGGCUGGUCUGUCACAGCUCACCUGGCUCUAUUUAGAUCACAACAGCAUUGACGUUGUAGAGGAGGGUGCAUUUGACAAGCUGAGACGAGUCAAGGAGUUAGACCUGAGCAACAACCGGAUUGAGAGUCUGCCAAAUGGCACCUUUAGGCCCCUCCCAAACCUCCGUAUCUUGGACCUCUCAUACAACAGGCUGCAGGCACUAGAGCCUGACCUGUUCCACGGCCUUAGAAAGCUCACCAAUUUGCAUUUGCGCUACAAUGCUCUCAAAUUUGUGCCAGUGCGGAUUUUUCAGGACUGCAGGAGCAUGCAGUUUCUGGACUUGGGAUACAACCAACUGCAGAGCCUGGCACGAAACUCCUUCGCUGGCCUCUUUAAGUUGACUGAGCUGCAUCUUGAGCACAAUGAGCUAGUUAAAGUCAACCUAGCCCACUUCCCACGCCUCAUCUCUUUACGCACUCUGUACAUGCACAACAAUCGUGCCACUAUUGUUGUAAACACACUAGACUGGACAUGGCACUUUUUAGAGAAGAUUGACCUGUCAGCAAACGAAAUCGAGUACAUCGAGCCACAUGUUUUUGAGAGUACACCAAACCUCAAGGUACUGAUGCUAGACUCUAAUCGUUUGACCUCUGUGGACCAGCGCAUUCUGGAUUCGUGGUCAUCUCUGGACAGCAUUACCCUGGCAGGGAAUGACUGGGAGUGCAGCCGCAAUGUGUGUGCCUUGGCCUCUUGGCUGAGUGCCUUCCGAGGCCAGCAUGACAAUUCCCUGCUGUGUUCAAGCCCUGACACAGCACAGGGUGAGGAUGUGUUGGAUGCUGUCUAUGCUUUUCAGCUAUGUGAGGAUCCCCCAGUAGAGGUGACCACAGCAGGCCUGUACGCCUCCACGAGGGAUCUGGGCCCCAUUACUCCCAACCCCUAUGAGGGCGAGGGUAGUGAAGUGGUCACAAAUUCUUUCACUGUCACAGUGGGCCAUGAUGACCUAGAGAGCACCAUGCAGAUCCACAAGGUGGUAACAGGCACCAUGGCACUCAUCUUCUCCUUUCUCAUCAUAGUGCUCAUGCUAUACGUGGCAUGGAAGUGCUUUCCAGCUGGAAUAAGGCAACUGAGGCAGUGCUUCAGCAGUCAGCGCCGUAAGCAGAAGCAAAAGCAAAGCAUGCAGCAGAUGGCUGCAAUUUCUACACCAGAGUACUAUGUUGACUAUAAACCUAACCAUAUUGAGGGAGCUUUGGUAAUCAUCAAUGAAUAUGGCUCUUGCACUUGCCAACAACAAGCUUCUCGGGAAUGUGAAGUGUGACCCUGCUUUUGAGUAAGUCUUUACCUGUGAUUAUCUGGAUAUACAGUAAAUUCCUUUUUGGAUACACCGGGGAGGGGGACAGAAGGAAUUAUUCAAUCUUCUGGACACUUUUUUUUACAAAGCAUUUCACUGUGAUGUGGAAGAAGUGUGCUUCAUGUGGCUGACUAUUUUGUGGUGGAUUUACUGCUACUGCUAUCUGCUGCUGAUCUGAAGUCACAUAAUGGUCAUGGGACUCUUGGACCUGUUCGUGUUCUAUCGAAAAAGAGAGAGGAAUACAGCGCUGAGGCUUUUCUCUCGAGGAUGGAUAUUUGAGCUUUAAUGUGUCUUUCUAUUUCAGGACAUUUAAUUAUUGUUUAAAAAUAAACUGGGGACACAGGAGAGGAAAAAAAAGAAACCAUUUGUAUUAUGGUACACACAAUAUUUGAGCAUUUAAAAUAUUAAAAACACAUUUAAGUUUAAUUAAAAAUGUAAAAAUAAAACUGUGUAAAAUAUGUUAAAGAAGAAGACGUGCAAGUGUGGACAAAAAAAAGAUAAUCUAUUUCUUUUGUAAACUACAAAAAAGUGUUUAAAUAAAUGAAUUGCUAUUCACAGAAACUCAUUUGUAUAUGAGAAGCCUGUCAGAGAGGAUGAAUGACGACAGACGCAGUCUUUGCGCUCGUGGACUGUAGAGCCAUGACUCUGCAGUGCAUCAAACAGCCCCCCCCCCCCCCUAAAAAAAAUAAGACGAAAAACAAAAAAGAAGAAAAGGGGAAGAGGGAUAUCUGCAUCUCAUCUCCAGUGUAAAACCCACCAUCUGAGUUUUAGACCUCUUCUCGGAUUGAAUCACAUUUUGUUUUGCAUUCAUUGUGUUGACUUUCUAUCAGUGUAGUUUCUUUCCCAUUGCCUGUCUGUGAAUAGAUUAAAAACUAUCUAUUUCAUCCUUUAUCAGUAAUCAUAUUUUCAUUUAGUGAUAUCACAAUAUUUGUGCUCCAUCCAAGUGAAGAAAGAGUAUAAAAGAGCUAAAGCUAUGCCUCUCGUUGCUUCUCACCUUUUGGCUGUCGCAGAGGAGCGUUGCCUCCUCUUACUGAAUCAAGCACACCAAAGCCAACAAUCAUUCAGACCAUCCAUAGUAAAAUCAAAAAUACUGUUCAAAUAAUAUCCAAACCACCGAAGGAAUUAUUCACCAGCUUCAAGAAGAUUUGCACAUAUUGGUCACUUUGUUUUGUUUUUUUUUGUUUUUCUUUUCAUGUGAUGUAAAAUGUGUGUUGAAUACAAGGCCAUUUCCAGGUGCGUGUAUAUAUCCUUCUCCCUUUGGUGUUUAUUGUGUACAUUAGCGCACUGACAGAUGUUGUGUUUCCUGGGUCCUUUGACAUGAACAGUAUGUUAUGUGAGAGAGAGAUGGAGGAUCACAACGACUGCAGAAAGAGGGAACAGACUGCUCUCUAGUGUGCACAUUCUCAUACCGUGGCAGCAUUAUACCAAUUGUGCACCAUGUUCUGAAAAAUUUCACAACGGGGGCAACAUCAAUAUACUGAUUUUACAGCAGCUUUUUCUGAGAAAAAAAAAGAGAAGAAGACAAAAAGAUCAAUUUGCAUUAUUUUUUGUGUUAUUUUGCGAUAAAUAAGAUAAUGUUUACAACUUGUAAGUCAUCAGGAAUAAAAAUGUUUUAAGAACUCACUGACAAUCAUUACACAAUAAGUUUACAUUCUUUAAAUCUUUAAUUCGAUAACAUUGUGAGAUGGUGUUUGGCUGUUCUUCUUUUUAAUCAUUUGCAAUAAGUGGUACAAAAUGAGAUGCUUUGGUGUAUUUUAAAUUGUUAUAACUUGUUGAGGUUGAUAAAGGCCUGGGAGUAAACCCAGCCUGAGAAGAAGUAUAGAGGAUUUAAGGUCCCUUAAGCAAUAAAGUGUCUGGAAAAAACAGAGAGGGGGGAGGGGAUUUUUGCAGAGAGUAAGGAUUAAAUUUAAUUGAAGUGUGCCACUAUUUACUGGGUCUAAAUGAAAUAUUUUGAAGGGAAAAUUCGAGUGGCUAAAAAAGAAAAUUAGAAACUAUAUUGUUAUAUUGAAACAUUUCAUCGAUCUAUUUAAUUGUGUUAAUUCUUACAAUCUCGAGAUCCCCAAAAUGCUAGCCAGAAUGCCAGUGAGCCACAGAAUAUGUAAUACCGAAGCUCCUUCGUUUCCUCCCACAGCUCAUAGGAUUUCUCCCAGUGCCCAAAGAAAUCCCAUCACAUAGAAAUCAUUCUAAUUAUUAUGAAGGACAAGGUGGGAAUUCAGUGAUUUUUUUCUAAAAUGAAUGAACUGUCCCAUUCUAGACAUAAUGCAAGCAGCAGUAAACAUACAUAAACAUAAAAUUGUAUAACUUGGUCAUUAAUCGGUUUUCAAACUAGACCCUUUUUGUUCUCUUCAGAUAUAUACGUCCCAAAAUUAAGAUUAGUUUAAAUCUUAAAGUUAUCUCAAUAAACACUGUAUGAAUCAUUAACAUCAAA